AUGGCAGAUCAUGAUUGUAAUGACCCUAAUCACUCACACGACAACGUUGAUGGUAUCGAAUUCAAUUUGAAUCGAUAUAUUGAUACUGCUCAGAUUACUUGUUUGAAUGAACGAACAAAGGGUUCUGCAAGACAACUAUUCAGAGCUUGGGAAGAAAGAUUAGAUGAAUCAAAGUUUGUAGAAAGUGACGCAGACCCUGAAUUAAUUAUCAAUAUACCAUUUGGAGCAUUAACACAAAUAAGAAGUAUUAUUGUGAUUGGAGGAGGAAAUGAUUCAGCACCAAACAAGAUGAAAGCCUAUUUAAACAAAGAUAACAUUGAUUUUGGAAAUAUAAACUCUAUCACUCCAAUUCAAGAAUGGCAAUUACAUGAAGAUUUUGAAGGUCAAAUCAGUUAUAAUACAAACACUUUGACAUUAUACUUUCCAACUAGUUUUGGAGCUCCAAGAACAAAGAUACAAUAUAUUGCUUUAAAGGGUGUAUACACAAAUGCAAGAAGAGAAGUAGUCAAUACAGUUUAUGAAAGUCGUCCACAAUUAUCUGAUCAUAAAGGAGCUGCCGAUGAUUUGGUUGGAAGAGCCAAUGGAUACUAA
This is a messenger RNA of Cavenderia fasciculata, 591 nucleotides long. Its product is annotated as UPF0424 family protein. The coding region runs from base 1 to 591 and encodes 196 amino acids. The transcript is spliced from 5 exons. NCBI's taxonomy places the organism in Eukaryota, Evosea, Eumycetozoa, Acytosteliales, Cavenderiaceae. The record is from RefSeq and is a predicted model, not a curated record.